Messenger RNA from Antechinus flavipes (yellow-footed antechinus), 3895 nucleotides. It is a transcript of the gene RNF146, whose product is annotated as ring finger protein 146. Bases 2089 to 3159 code for a protein of 356 amino acids. The transcript has 4 exons. Gene Ontology annotation, cellular component: cytoplasm; nucleus. Gene Ontology annotation, molecular function: ubiquitin protein ligase activity; poly-ADP-D-ribose binding; zinc ion binding. Gene Ontology annotation, biological process: Wnt signaling pathway; ubiquitin-dependent protein catabolic process. NCBI's taxonomy places the organism in Eukaryota, Metazoa, Chordata, Mammalia, Dasyuromorphia, Dasyuridae. The record is from RefSeq and is a predicted model, not a curated record.
CGCGCGUCCACGGGUUCCGCGCUGCGGGGUUGUUGGCCGGAGAGAAAAGACUGCGAAGUGGCUUCGGCUGUUGCCUGGAAGCUUAUUUUGUUCUCUGAAGGCUUCUGGAGAGGCAGAUUUUGAGGGUGCGGGGAGAUGGAACAGUCUUCAUGGGUAAAAUCUGAAGAUGUGUAAGUUUUUAAACGUACUUACGAAAUGGAUUUGAAAUUCACUCAGCUUUGGUGAUCCUUUCCUCCCCCCAGUAUUCUUCUGGCUUUGUUAAAGUGGCCCCUUAAAUCUUCUCUUUUGGAAGUGCAUACACGUUACUUUGUCUAGAUCCUCAUUUAAGCAGCAUAUAAAACAUUUAAGAUGAAAAGGAAUUGAGUCAAAACGUUAUACAAUCAAAACUAAAAAAAUCUAUCUCCCAUAUAUGAUUGGCACUUCAGGAAACAGACAUUUUUCCUCUACAUUUGUGAAUAUAUCUGUCCCUUAAAAAAAAAAAAUAGAGCUUUGAAAUUGUGAGAAGUUAGUUGGCUUUGUGUUUAGUUAUUGAAACUACCUGAUUUAUGAAGAUUGCUUUUUAAAUGGAAUGAUUGUUUUGGUAACAGAUAAAUAUAUUUAUUUUUUCCCCCCUAAGUGGUACAGAAAAUAGCUGCUAUUGAUAUUUGAUGAAAAUAGGUCAAGCAAAUCAUUAAAAAAAUAAAAAUUUGAUGUUGAUGGUAUUUUUAAAAAUGGAGUUUUAAACUUAUUAAUGCUAGUAUUAAAUGUUUUCUGUUGCUAAAUCUGCUCAUGUUUUACUACAGCAUUUGAAAUUGGCUAAAGUCUAAAUUGUAGCUAAAGUAAACAUAAAUGAAAAUUAAAAACUAAAUUUUAUCUUUUUAUGUUUUUUUGUUAUAUUUGAUGCCUUGGAUGUUAAUCAGUUUAAUUGGAUUGUGUUGAUCAAAAAAGAACUUCUAAAUGAACUAUUUUCUCCUUAUGUUAACUAGGGGAAUACAGUAUUUUCCAAUGGAUUAAUCAGUUAUAACUUUUUUUCUAUGUACUCCCAAUUAAUUUCUUGUUAAAUUUCGUUUAGUCUGAAUCCUUUUUUAUAUAUUGAUUUAGAAUUGUUCUUCCUUUUCUUACAGGUGACAUGUCUUUCAGAGGUCAAUCUUUUUGCCCAAGGUUACACAGCUAGUUCUAGGGGGAGCCUUUCAUAUUUAUAAAAAUAUCAUCAAAUUUUUUUUUGUUUGUGAAAUAGGAUAUAGCAUUGACAUUUUUGAGAGAAUUCAAACCCUUAAUGUCCCUUUCAUUAGAAAGAUUAAGAUUGCAAGCAGAAUGACAAACUAUAUGAAGAAUUUUUUUACUUGUUAAAUGAAGUUGUGGCCUAUUGUUGAGAAGUGGAAUUGAAAUUAGUUUUAAUGGAAGAUUUUUGCUGUAAAACAUAAUUUGUACAUUAGCAAAUGAUAGUAAGCCAGUAUUGUAGUAGAGCUAAAAAGGUAAACAUUAGGCCAUUCAUUUCCAUGUAAGAGGGGAGAAUGAGAGAGAAAUUUCAGAUUUACUUGCUAGCCAACACCAGCUUUCUCUUUGCUUUUGCUUCCUUAACCCUCUGUUAAUAAUAAUAACAAUAAUCUUUGUUAAUUAUAUCGGGUUAUCCAAGAUUGAAAGGCUAAAUUUCGUUCACAUAAUUACUUCAUUUUUUAAACAAUUAAAAUUUGGAGGAUGGGAUAUUUUUGGAAGUUGGGGGGAAAAAACUUUUCCAUUAGAGAAGUCGGGGGAAAGCUUUACAGAUUACGUUCAUUUAUUUGCAAAAUCAGAUAAUUUUACACCUAUCCAUUAAUUAGUAACAGUUUAGAAUAAAAGAAGUAAUUAUUUCUCUUAUGAAUACAUUUAAUUUUUUUUGACAGAAAUACCCUGAAUUUUUUAGAGCUUUGAUGGAAACGACAACAUUAUCAUCUUUAAGUUAACUGGUGAUACACAGUCAAUAAUGCUAGUUCACAGAGAAGUUAAUCCAAGUAGGGUCUCCCUUUGCAACACAAAGAAUGAACCAGUGGUGAGGAAAAAAGUACUCUAACUUGACUAACUGCCUGUGAAGAGGAUGUUAUAUUCUUAUAAUAGACAUCAGUGGAAUCUAUGAUAGGAAUGAUGGCUGGCUGUGGUGAAAUUGAUCACACAAUAAACAUGCUUCCCACGAACAGAAAGGCAAAUGAGUCCUGUUCUAAUGCUGGACCUUCUCUUACUGUCCCUGAAUGUGCCAUCUGUCUGCAAACAUGUGUUCACCCAGUCAGUCUUCCUUGUAAGCAUGUUUUCUGCUAUUUGUGUGUAAAAGGAGCUUCAUGGCUUGGAAAACGAUGUGCACUUUGUCGUCAGGAGAUUCCUGAGGACUUUCUUGACAAGCCAACCUUGUUAUCACCAGAGGAACUAAAAGCAGCAAGUAGAGGUAAUGGAGAAUAUGCCUGGUAUUAUGAAGGAAGAAAUGGGUGGUGGCAGUAUGAUGAACGCACCAGCAGGGAAUUGGAAGAUGCUUUCUCCAAAGGUAAAAAGAGCACUGAAAUGUUAAUUGCUGGUUUUCUGUAUGUUGCUGAUCUUGAAAACAUGGUUCAAUACAGGAGAAACGAACAUGGACGACGUAGGAAAAUUAAACGGGAUAUAAUAGAUAUACCAAAGAAGGGAGUGGCUGGACUUAGGCUGGAUUGUGACUCUACUGCGGUUAACUUAGCAAGAGAGAGCUCUGCAGAUGGAGCGGACAAUAUAUCAGCCCAAGCUGGGGCUUCUGUGCUGCCUCUAGUGUCUACUUCUGUUAGACCCUUAAGUUCACUAGAUGGUCAGUUAACAAGCCCUGCAACACCUUCACCUGAUGCAAACACUUCUCUAGAGGACUCUUUUACUCACUUGCAAAUCAGUGGAGACAGCGUGGCUGAAAGGAGUCACAGGGGAGAGGGAGAGGAAGACCAUGAAUUACUCUCUUCAGGCAGGGUACCAGCACCAGAUACCUCUGUUGAGGAAACAGAAUCAGAUGCUAGUAGUGAUAGUGAGGAUGUAUCUACUCACCUUGCACAGCACUUAUCUUCAACUCAGCAGAGACAUUUGGUUCCAAAUGUAAAUCAGAUAGCAACUGAUAGACCUACAGCAGGGGGUGGAGCAGUGAGUGCCAGUGUCAGGUCUAGAAGACCUGAUGGACAGUGCACAGUAACUGAAGUUUAAAGAUGUCGUCAGCCACAUGUUCAAGAAUACAAAUACAUCUGUAAUGGUAUCUGUAAAUUUCUGCCUAUGAGACAUUACACUCAUCCCCUAGUAGUGUAUUUUGGGAUUAGAGGGUGGGAAAAGGGAAUGGGAAGAAUUGGCCUUUAACUAAAACGUCUAAUGUGUCUGGAAAAUUUAUUUAAAAGUCAGGAACUUGGGUGUUGAUAGUUGAAAGAUACUUAGCAAUACCCAAUUUUUCUCCUAAAAGUCUUUAUUUUAUAGUGGUUUUUUUGGUUUGUUUGUUUGUUUUUGAGAUCCUCAAUCGAUUCUUUUGGCCACUGUGUAUUUCUCUGUGCAUUAACUGUCUUCAUUAUCUGACUGUUGCAUUGUGUCUUAUUUCUCUGCAUGGAUCGAUGUAUGGAAAGAACACUAAAUUUGGGAGCAAUAUGAGAUAUUGGUUAUUGAUAAGAGCAGGAUGUUUAAUGUGAAAAUAGAUUAUGUUUGGAAAUUAUGAGGGAUAUUUUAAAUAGACAAACAGCAACCAUUUUAUCUUCAAGUUCUCAAAAUGCAAAUGUAAACAGCUAAUAACUUCUGUUCCAAAAUCCUGACUGUAACACACAUUGUAGUGUUCCCAUAAGCUUUGCUGUCUAGUCCUUGUAGUUUGAGGUUUCUCCUAAUCUGUCUCAUCUUUUUUCUUUCCUUUUUUUUUUUGUUAGAAAAUUUAUAAUUUAAUAAAUACUACAGUUUGUCAAAAUAA